Patiria miniata (bat star) is the source of this 5138-nucleotide messenger RNA. RefSeq names its product sorting nexin-13-like. The record is from RefSeq and is a predicted model, not a curated record. The coding region runs from base 140 to 3187 and encodes 1015 amino acids. Gene Ontology annotation, cellular component: early endosome. The transcript is spliced from 24 exons. Gene Ontology annotation, molecular function: phosphatidylinositol binding. Lineage: Eukaryota; Metazoa; Echinodermata; Asteroidea; Valvatida; Asterinidae.
CUUGAAAGGUCAACUAUUUUCAGAAAGUAAAUGGGAGGUGAUGUCGGAGCUGUGCUGUGUAUGUCGUCGCGGUAUCAAAUAUUUCCACCGAAAAGUCAGUUAUUUGUUGUGAUGAUUUGUGUCUUGCUGUAAACAGAAAAUGGGUGAGGUCGGCACCAUGUCGUGGGUCGUUCUGGCCGUAGUGCUGUUUCUAACCACCUUCGGGGUCCUGUCGCCAUUUCUGCUUGUCUUCUACGUCGUGGCUUUCUUUGGAGGCGGUGUGACUAUUCUGUAUACCAUCUUUUCUAAGAGGGAAAGCGAGGUGGCCCUCGAUAGAAUCACGCCCAACUUGAAGCUGGAAAACAAGACGAUAGGCGUAGCAAUGAUCGUUGAAAAGUUGCAACAAACCCCUACAACGUACAAGAGCGAUAAACGACUAACGGGAGCCAAGAUAAUUGAUGGUCAAUUACAAGAGGUCUUAUAUCUUGGUUUCCGUGAUUACAUCCACCCUUGGUAUCACCAACUCAGCGACGAGGGACAGUUCUUGUACGAGGUCAGGCAGUGCCUACAGAGCUGCAUCAUCAACUUUGCCACAAAAUCCAAAGAGGUCGACUGGGUCCACUUUUUUACCCGGACCAUGGUGGACGACUUUGCCACUCAUGUACGGAUGUUUCGCAAGGCCCAGGACAAAGUGAAGAAGAUGUCACUGCCUAAAGACCCCUCAGAGCCACUUCCGAGUCUAGAGUCCAUCUUCUUUGACUUUGAGGUGGAAGUUGAGAACGAUGUAUGCCGGGAACUGAUCAGCAUGGAUGAGGGAAAAGAACAAGAAUAUCUUCAGAGCAUCAGUGAGAUCCUACUAUUCCUACUAGUACCAAACACCGAUUUCAGGUGUAAGCCAUUCCGGUUACUGAUGCGUGAAAUCAUCGUCUGCGAGGGCAUCAGACCGCUGAUUGAGAUGGUGACCGAUCCGGAUUAUAUCAAUCAGACGAUUAUUUGGUUUUGUGGCGACAUACCGGUGACGACGGAGGCUUUUCUGACAGUCAUCAAGAUGUGUUGCAGCAUCGAGGAGCUGGAUGCGGUCAUUGAGAUCCUGGAGAGUGAGAUUCAUAAACAGCGAUCCCGAGACGCUAACAGAUCUUACAAGGAUGAGUCGGAUUCCAAACAGCAGCUGAACAGUUUACAGUAUUUGAAGCAGACGUGCAAUGAGACAAUCGCAAGGAUCUUAGCCGGAGAAGACAUCGACACUGCCGAAGAAGCGAAAGACCUAGUUGAUUCCGAGAGGCCUGGUCAGGGUGACGCUAGCAACACGCUAUCACAGCAGAAUUCAGAGGAUGGCUUGGCAUUCAAUAGUCUGUAUUCCUUGCCUCUCAACAUCAUCCUUGUUAAUAACAUAGCUGUAUCGCAUUUCAUCGAUUUCAUGCGGAAUGUUAGCGGCCAGGCUUACGUCUUCUUCUGGCACACGGUGGAAGGCUUCCGAGUCAUGGCGGAGCAGCAACUCUCAGAGAUUCACCUCCAGAGUCUACAGCCGGCCAACAAGAAGAAACAAGAACAAAACGCUAGCUUGGACAUGAUACGCAAAGCAGCGCUAAAUAUCUUCCAAGAGUAUCUCGCUGAAGAUGCAACAAACCGAGUGAAACUCGAGAAGCAAAUCGUCCAGAGGACAAACCAAAGAAUCAAAUCUGACGAGCAGUCAGACACUGUGUUUGACGAAGCCCAGAGAAGGGUGUAUGGGAUCCUGCAACAGGACCGGUUCUUCCCAGCCUUCAAGCAGAGCAACUACUACGUCAAAUGCUUAGAGGAGCUAGACCUCCUGAAGCCUGACGACAACAGCGGACGGUUGGGAGACGACGACAUGACACAGGUGGAUUCCUCGCCUGACAUCAGCAAUGCUGGGUCAUCUGAGGAUUUGUCAUCCAUAGGCAGCCAGGGCUCACUGGAGCAAGUAGGCCUACAAACAAACAACUCUUCCCCCGACAGCACACCUAACAUCACGGCGAUCAUCACACACUCAACUCUAGUCAAAGAAAAAGGCACACCGUACGCGGUGUACGCGAUCCACGUCACGCGGACGGACAGCAAAGGAGUGACUGAAAUAUGGGACGUGUUCAGACGUUUCAGCGAUUUCCACGACCUGCACAUGUGUCUGACGGAACGCUUUGAGAGUCUGUCGUCGCUGACGCUACCAAGCAAGCGAGCCAUCCGUAAUACCACCAAGAGUUUUAUCGACAAGAGGGGGAAGGCUCUGACUGUCUAUCUACAUACGCUACUUAAUGCCGACGUGCACAGCAGCAACCCGGGCAUUCAAGCCAUCAUCUGUAACUUCCUAGAACCGGGGGUGUACAACCGAAGCAAGGGACAGCUGGCAAGAAAGAUGGAUCACCUUGUGAAUCCAUUCAAGACCGGAGUGCGUAACGUGGCCCACACCGUGCGCUCGGUACCCAGCAACCUGGUCGACGGUGUCAACCUGGUAUCCGAUAAGAUGACGGACAGCAUCAACAAAGUCUUCACCAACAAGUCUCGUGAUGAGGAUCUGGAAGACUUUGGUCGGGUCUCGGACGUCAUCAAGGCAGACGACGACGACAACAUUCCACUGAGAAUCAUGCUGCUUCUGAUGGACGAGGUCUUUGAUUUGAAGAGCAAGGAUCAGUGGUUACGACGUCAGGUGGCCACACUGCUCAGACAGAUCAUCAAGGCAGCAUUCGGGAGCAAGAUUAACAGCAAAAUUGUGGAGAGUGUGGAGGGGUUGACAUCACCGGAGCAAGUGGCUGAUUAUGCCAAACAAUUCAGGGAAUCUUUCUGGCCUGGCGGUAUUUUGGCCGAGUCGGCGCCGGAACGCAGCAAGAACGACAAACUACGGACUCUGGUGGCGGCUAAAGUCAAACUCUUUAGCAGUAUACCAGACGAGUUGAAGAAUUUCAUCGGCAACGACACGAGUCGGCGCGGGAUGCUGCGCCUGAUGCAGAUGCUGCAGAAUAAAGUCCUGAACAAACGUCUUCUCUACGUCGUCUUGGAGGGCCUGCUGACCAUCAUCUUCCGAACCAACAAAUUCAAAGAGAUCUUCCGCAAGUUGCACAGCCAGUCGCCGCGGUUGCGACAGCGAAGAGAGAACGGCGGCAGCAGCAGCAGCGGCGGCAAGCUGCAGACGCAGAUGUCGCAGCCGGCCGCAGCGGUGCGCAGGCGGCACUUGGAGCGAUCAGAUACAAGGUGACCCCGGAGGGAGGGGGAGGAGUCAGUGGAACAGCCGGCGUAGCAUCAAGUUUUUACAGUUGCAUUGGCGCGGCACACAGCCUGCCCAAACUGAAGGGCAGGUGAUGCCAGAGGGAGGGGGAGUCAAGGAUAGCACAGCCAGUCUGAUUGAAUAUCAUGUACACAGUGAUGUUGGUUCAUACUGUUAAUCAAAUAAGUGACCCCAGAGGGAGGGAGAGUAAACACCAGAACAGCCACACCAGUUUGCAUAUAACUCACGAUGACAUUGCCAUACAGUCUUGACAUUUUGUAGGGGGAGGAGGUAUGAUUGAUUGAACAGGUAUUCCAAGUAGUUUGCGUGUUGAUUUCCUGGGUUGCAUGGAAGGUAUGUCCCGAUACUGAACCUUAGAUCGAUUCUCCAUCAGAGGGAGGGGGAGUCCAGCAUGGAACAGCCAUACGAGCUUAGUAUUGAAUUCAAACUAGACACAUUGGCAUUGGCGCUCAAUCCCAACAAAUUUGAGGGCAGUAGGUAUAGCUGAUGAAAUGUUUGGGGGGAAAAAAACAGUCGUAGAGUUUUAAAAUGGACCACUUUUUGUAAAUUAGACACUGAACAAAAAUCCACAAAUACUACGAUAAAACACCCAGUCUAGCUUUUAUAUGGAGUCAUGAAUAACAAAAGAAAGUGAAAUUCUGAAGAUGACGAAAAGCAAAGUAGAAAUUGACACAGAUUCCUGAAAAACUAAUGGUCUUUAGAAUGAACAAAAAAAAUAUACCAAAUUUUUCAAUUCUUGACAAAUUCCUGAACUCUAAAAAAAAAAAUUCCAUAUCUGUCCAAAGUGAGUGUAUAUAUUUUAUACCAGACGUGUUAAAUUUUUUGAAAAAAAUCAUGAAUAUUUUCAAAAAAGAUUAUGUCAUUCACGGAAUUUAUUUUGUGAGUACUCUUGCCCUGCGUGUUGUGUUUGUAUUUUUAGUCGAAAAAUUCUGGCCUGAAAAAUAAGCUGUACAUAAGAGUGGUGUGGCAAAAAUUGUAUAAAAAUUCUAAAAAUUAUACCGAGAAGGGUGUAGGAAAUAGCGACCAAGCCUGAAACCAUUUUUGAACGUUCCUCCAUCAGGAAUUUUUAAAAGGAGUCUUACUUAGGAACAAAAUCAGUAUUUUUUUUUUUUUUUUUAAAAGGAGUGUUGUGUGUGACAAGUUUUCUGAAUGAGAAAGUGAGAGCGUUUGUAAUUUGAGUGUCGCCCUCUAGUGUCGAAUCCUGAUUACUUUUUCCCACAACAAAGGGAGAGGGUUUAAUUACAGGAACGAUCGAUAAAAAAAAUGAAAAAUAUGAGAAAAUGCAAUAAUCAAGUGGUGCAGCAUGUAUAUACAUUUUUCAGCCAUGUUUUCUUGUACCGACACACAUUUUUUGUGGGAGGAACUAUUUUGUAACGCACAAUGUUUAAAUCGGUGUGUCCACAAUUCCAAAUGUUUUCUGUAGACGACCAAAAGCAUUUCUAUCACUUCUGUUUUUAAUCGGGCCGGGGAAAUAAUUUCUUUUGUAUUGUAGACAAUUCGGGGGCCAAUUUGUAUGGAGCUGUAGACACAAAUUAAUGUCAACACUGAAAAGUUUCGGUUAACAAAAAAUGUACUGCACCUUUAAAAAAUUUUUUUAAAUCUCCAGACACUGAGUCCCUUUAACAUCAUAUUCAAGGUUACUUGUUUACACAAUUGAAGUAAUUUUGUUUUUCCUUGGUUUAAGAACAAAAUGGAACGAUUUUCAGCAUUUUAAAAAGUAACUCAUAUUCUGUAUUACUAUUUUUAUGCAUCAUUUUACAGCUUAGCUAUGCAAACAAGGCCAAACUAUCAUCCCACCUUUGAAACACUGCAAAGCAAAUAUGAAAUCACUGCACUGUGACUACACGUAGUUGAUGCGCGUCAUUCCCAAUGCAUUAUGGGAUUUUUACAGCAAGGUAAUUUCUCGAAAACUUUAGCCGUU